This is a messenger RNA of Cebus imitator (Panamanian white-faced capuchin), 3279 nucleotides long. Its product is annotated as Down syndrome cell adhesion molecule-like. NCBI's taxonomy places the organism in Eukaryota, Metazoa, Chordata, Mammalia, Primates, Cebidae. The record is from RefSeq and is a predicted model, not a curated record. Gene Ontology annotation, molecular function: cell-cell adhesion mediator activity. Bases 1 to 3279 code for a protein of 1092 amino acids. The transcript is spliced from 17 exons. Gene Ontology annotation, cellular component: plasma membrane; axon. Gene Ontology annotation, biological process: dendrite self-avoidance; homophilic cell-cell adhesion; axon guidance.
AUGUGGUGGAGUUGCUUUCAUUGUAUUUUAACCAAGCCAUUGUUUUCCUCUGUUUCAGGAUCUAGAUUUCUCAUCACAUCCACGGGAGCCUUGUAUAUUAAAGAUGUACAGAAUGAAGAUGGAUUGUAUAACUAUCGCUGCAUCACACGGCAUCGAUACACUGGAGAGACGAGACAGAGCAACAGCGCGAGACUUUUUGUAUCAGACCCAGCGAACUCAGCCCCAUCCAUCCUGGAUGGGUUUGACCAUCGCAAAGCCAUGGCUGGGCAGCUUGUGGAGCUGCCUUGCAAAGCACUUGGGCACCCUGAGCCAGAUUACCGCUGGCUGAAGGACAACAUGCCCCUGGAACUUUCAGGGAGGUUCCAGAAGACCGUGACGGGGCUGCUCAUUGAGAACACUCGCCCCUCGGAUUCAGGCAGCUAUGUGUGUGAAGUGUCCAACAGAUAUGGAACUGCUAAGGUGAUAGGCCGCCUGUACGUGAAACAGCCACUGAAAGCUACCAUCAGUCCCAGGAAGGUUAAAAGCAGUGUGGGUAGCCAAGUUUCCUUGUCCUGCAGCGUGACAGGAACUGAGGACCAGGAACUCUCCUGGUACCGCAAUGGUGAAAUCCUCAACCCUGGAAAAAAUGUGAGGAUCACAGGGAUCAACCACGAAAACCUUAUAAUGGAUCACAUGGUCAAAAGUGACGGGGGCGCAUACCAGUGCUUUGUGCGCAAGGACAAGCUGUCCGCUCAAGACUAUGUGCAGGUGGUCCUUGAAGAUGGAACUCCCAAAAUUAUUUCUGCCUUUAGUGAAAAGGUGGUGAGUCCAGCAGAGCCGGUGUCCCUCAUGUGCAACGUGAAGGGGACACCUUUGCCCACGAUCACUUGGACACUGGACGACGACCCGAUUCUCAAGGGUGGCAGUCACCGCAUCAGCCAGAUGAUCACGUCGGAGGGGAACGUGGUCAGCUACCUGAACAUCUCCAGCUCCCAGGUCCGGGACGGGGGAGUCUACCGCUGCACUGCCAACAACUCGGCGGGAGUCGUCCUGUACCAGGCUCGAAUAAACGUAAGAGGGCCUGCAAGUAUUCGACCAAUGAAAAACAUCACAGCAAUAGCUGGACGGGACACAUACAUUCACUGUCGUGUGAUUGGUUAUCCGUAUUACUCCAUUAAGUGGUACAAGAACUCGAACCUGCUUCCUUUUAACCACCGCCAAGUGGCAUUUGAGAACAAUGGAACUCUUAAACUUUCAGAUGUGCAAAAGGAAGUGGACGAGGGGGAGUACACGUGCAACGUGUUGGUUCAACCACAACUCUCCACCAGCCAGAGCGUCCAUGUGACCGUGAAAGUUCCACCUUUCAUACAACCCUUUGAGUUCCCAAGAUUCUCCAUUGGGCAGCGUGUCUUCAUCCCAUGUGUUGUGGUCUCAGGGGACUUACCCAUCACGAUCACCUGGCAGAAGGACGGCCGGCCAAUCCCUGGGAGCCUUGGGGUGACCAUUGACAACAUUGACUUCACAAGCUCCUUGAGGAUUUCCAAUCUCUCCCUGAUGCACAAUGGGAAUUACACCUGCAUAGCCCGAAAUGAGGCUGCCGCUGUGGAGCACCAAAGCCAGUUGAUUGUGAGAGUUCCUCCCAAAUUUGUGGUUCAGCCACGGGACCAGGACGGGAUUUAUGGCAAAGCUGUCAUCCUCAAUUGUUCUGCUGAGGGUUACCCGGUACCUACCAUCGUGUGGAAAUUCUCUAAAGGUGCUGGGGUUCCCCAGUUCCAGCCAAUUGCCCUAAAUGGUCGAAUCCAAGUUCUCAGCAAUGGGUCGUUGCUGAUCAAGCAUGUUGUGGAAGAAGACAGUGGCUACUACCUCUGCAAGGUCAGCAACGAUGUGGGCGCAGACGUCAGCAAGUCCAUGUACCUCACAGUUAAAAUUCCUGCAAUGAUAACAUCCUAUCCAAAUACUACCCUGGCCACACAGGGGCAAAAAAAGGAGAUGAGCUGCACAGCACAUGGUGAGAAGCCCAUUAUAGUCCGCUGGGAGAAGGAGGACCGAAUCAUUAACCCUGAGAUGGCCCGUUAUCUUGUGUCCACCAAGGAGGUGGGAGAAGAGGUGAUUUCUACUCUGCAGAUUUUGCCAACUGUGAGAGAAGAUUCUGGUUUCUUCUCCUGCCAUGCUAUUAAUUCUUAUGGGGAGGACCGUGGAAUAAUUCAGCUCACAGUGCAAGAGCCGCCGGACCCUCCCGAAAUUGAGAUCAAAGAUGUCAAAGCACGCACAAUUACGCUCAGGUGGACCAUGGGGUUUGAUGGAAACAGCCCCAUCACGGGCUACGAUAUUGAAUGCAAAAACAAAUCAGACUCCUGGGAUUCUGCUCAGAGAACCAAAGAUGUUUCCCCUCAGCUGAACUCGGCCACCAUCAUUGAUAUCCACCCUUCCUCCACCUACAGCAUCCGCAUGUACGCCAAGAACCGGAUUGGCAAGAGCGAGCCCAGCAACGAGCUCACCAUCACGGCGGACGAGGCAGCUCCUGACGGUCCACCUCAGGAAGUUCACCUGGAGCCUAUAUCAUCUCAGAGCAUCAGGGUCACAUGGAAGGCUCCCAAGAAACAUUUGCAAAAUGGGAUCAUCCGCGGCUACCAAAUAGGUUACCGAGAGUACAGCACUGGGGGUAACUUCCAGUUCAACAUUAUCAGCGUCGACACCAGCGGGGACAGCGAGGUUUACACCCUGGACAACCUGAAUAAGUUCACCCAGUACGGCCUGGUGGUGCAGGCCUGCAACCGGGCCGGCACGGGGCCUUCUUCUCAGGAAAUCAUCACCACCACUCUCGAGGAUGUGCCCAGUUACCCCCCGGAAAAUGUCCAAGCCAUAGCAACAUCACCAGAAAGCAUAUCAAUAUCCUGGUCCACACUUUCUAAGGAAGCCUUGAAUGGAAUUCUCCAGGGGUUCAGAGUCAUUUACUGGGCCAACCUAAUGGAUGGAGAGCUGGGUGAGAUUAAAAACAUCACCACCACACAGCCUUCCCUGGAGCUGGACGGGCUGGAAAAGUACACCAACUACAGCAUCCAGGUGUUGGCCUUCACCCGUGCAGGAGAUGGGGUCAGGAGUGAGCAGAUCUUCACCCGGACCAAAGAGGAUGGUGAGAAACGGGUGGACGUGCUGAUAGUAUAUAGAGCUGGGAUUGACUGUGAAAAACUCUGCCUUGGGAGCCCCAGUUACCCCAAGGGGGACACCAUGGAUCCCACUUUGCUGGUGGUACAGGACAGGGACUAUGCAGAACGGAGUGUCAAUAUUUCUUUAGGAUAA